Messenger RNA from Sesamum indicum (sesame), 1806 nucleotides. RefSeq names its product scarecrow-like protein 23. NCBI's taxonomy places the organism in Eukaryota, Viridiplantae, Streptophyta, Magnoliopsida, Lamiales, Pedaliaceae. The record is from RefSeq and is a predicted model, not a curated record.
AUGAUUCUUGAUCAUUCGACAAGAGAGAGGAGUGCCAGUAUGGAAAAUGCUUAUUUGUUCCCCUCAUUUCAGUUCUGUGAUUAUGAUCCUGUGGUGGUGGGAUAUGCAAGAGAUGAAGCAGCGUCCAGGAGUAGGAUUAGUACUAUUACUAAAGAGGAUCCUUUCUUGGAAAUGGAUGAAAGCGGAUUCAUGGAUCUAUUUUCCUCACUAUUUGGUCAAGAAAAUACCCAGCAGGACGUGGAGAGAAAAGGUGAUGAUCAGUUGAUAAUGAUUGGAGGUGUGCCGCAAACUGUUUCCGCUUCAGGUUGCAGCAUGCUUAAGCAAAUUGAAACUGAGACAAAUCUGAUUGAAGCUAGGAAGCAUGAGGAUAUCCAGCCACCACCAGCGGUAUCAGAAUUCAGCAGACAUCUUAAGAACAACCCAGUUUCAGUAUUUCCACCUCCUGCGUCGUGGGAUCUCCUGAACAACUAUGGUAAGGGAUUUAGGAUGUCGAGAGACGAAAAUCUGAAUUGUCUGGAGAACGAGAGUGACGUAGGUGGACGAAGAUUGUCAAUGGAUGAAAUCUUGAGAGUUGGUGGAGAAAGGUUCAUCCAGUUCUCCACCAAAAGUGUUGAUGGCAUUUCCAUGUUUAUCCACCCUUACGCUUCUUCACUCUCGGGUCUUUCGAUGGAUGAUGCAAGAGAUGUGGAACUUGUAAACCUUCUGCUAGCUGCAGCAGAGAACGUCGCCACCCAAAGAUUUGAACUAGCAACUAAAUUUGUUGUUCGUUGCCUGUGGAUGGCCUCCGAUUCAGGCACUCCUGUUCAGCGCAUCGCCUUUUAUUUUGCUGAAGCUCUUCAAGAGAAGAUCAACAGAGAAUCUGGAAGGAUCAUCAAUGAGAAGAAAAAGCAACCAGGGAAACAACAGAAAUUAGGUCUUGCAUUGGGCACAAAUAACACAUUUCUGGCAUCCCACCAAGAGCUGCCUUUUAUCCAAGUGAUGCAAUUUGCUGGAAUGCAAACCAUUGUUGAACAUGUCAAAACAGCUGGGAAGAUCCACUUGAUUGAUCUCCAGAUAAGGAGUGGAAUCCAGUGGACAGCCUUGAUGCAAGGGCUUGCAGACUCCCCUAUACAGCAUCUUAAAAUAACUGCAGUUGGAACGGGUGACCAACGCUAUGUAGAGGAAACUGGCAACAGAUUGCUGUGUUUUGCUCAGUCCCUGAAUUUGCCGUUUUCAUUCAAGUCUGUUUAUCUGACUGACAUGAAAGCGUUUAAGGAAGAUCUCUUAAACAUUGAAGCUGAUGAAACAGUGGUAGUUUACUCCAACAUUAUUUUACGGUCCAUGAUAUCAAUGCCCGACUGCUUAGAAAAUCUAAUGAGAACAAUAACAAGACUCAAGCCAACUCUAAUGGUAGUCACUGAAGUAGAGGCAAAUCACAAUUCCCCUUCGUUUGUGGAUCGGUUCAUGGAAGCGUUCCUGUUUUACAGUGCCUUUUUUGACUGCUUAGAAGAUUGUAUGGACAGAAACAACAAACACAGAACAAUACUUGAAAGCACUUAUUUAGGCAAAGGGAUCUUGAACAUUGUUGCAGAUGACGGUCAGGAAAGGUUCACACGAAGCGUCAAGCUUGACGUGUGGAGGGCAUUUUUCAUGAGGUUCGGAAUGAUUGAGAUUGAACUGAGCGACUCGUCCAGGUAUCAAGCCAGUUUAACUCUGAAGCAGUUUGCACAGGGAAACUCCUGCACUCUUGAAUCGAAUGGUAAGGGCCUGACUGUUGGAUGGAAGGGAACACCACUCCAUUCUCUUACUGCUUGGAAGUUCUCCUAA